Coregonus sp. 'balchen' is the source of this 9581-nucleotide messenger RNA. The record is from the annotation of a GenBank genome assembly. Lineage: Eukaryota; Metazoa; Chordata; Actinopteri; Salmoniformes; Salmonidae.
GGCUACUGGGACCACAGCAAGAAGUUCCAGUGCCCCAUGUGUAAGAAGAGCUACACCCGGAGGCCGGAGCUCAGCAUCAACCGGGUCCUCGCCGAGAUCUCUUCCCAGUUCCAGGGGCUCGAUGUGGGGGUGACUACACCGAACACGAAGGCGGGUGCGGUGGCUGGGAGUCUGGCGGCGGGACAUGGGUUUCACGGAGAGUCACCGUCGGCUGCGGCGGAGGGUGGGGAGUUCGCCCGGGCGGGCGAGGUGCCGUGUGAUGCGUGCAUUGGGAGGAAGAUGAGGGCCCUGAAAUCUUGUCUCAACUGUCCCGGGUCAUACUGUGAGGCACAUCUCCGACAUCACAAGUGAGAAAUAACAAAUAUAUUUUCUUAGUGUUUUGCCUUCUUCUCUCUAUGACUGAAUUGAAAUGUAAUUGACCCCCACCCUUUACCUAAACACAGGAAGGUGAAAUCUCUGACGUCCCACCGCCUGGUUGAGCCCUUGCACCACCUGGAAGAGAAGAUCUGUAAGAAGCACGAGCGCCUGCUGGAGGUCUACUGUCGUAACGACCGCGGCUGCGUCUGCAUCUCCUGCGCAGAGGCCGCACACAAGACCCACGAGAUCGUCUCAGUCGACCGUGAGUGGAAGAAGAAGAUGGUGAGUCCAGGGUAGACAGAUGGAUACAGCAGAAAGAUAGGCUAGAUAGCCACACUUUAGCUCAGUGGGCUAACACAGUCUUGUAGUGCACAGGAGACCAUGGUUCGAACCCUAGUUGAUUAUGAUGGCAGAAAUGAUGUGUAACAGUGCGUUAGCUCAGCGGGCUAACACAGAUAGGCAGGAUGGCUGAGAUGUAUAACACUAUAACCUGUGGAUACAUUACUGUUGAGUACAGCCAGCCCUUGGGUAACAGAGGUGAUUCAGCAUACAUCAUACCUAGCAUCUGCAUCACAUCUACCCAGUAAUCGCAUAAAACGCACCCCCUCCCGUGUAUUUCUUGCUUUUGUACUGUACUAUACAUCAAACUUUAAUAUUUUCUGCACUCACACAGAGUCAUCUGGGUAAGUGGAGGUUGGAGCUGAAACACCUGAUCAAGGAGCGGGCCAAGAAGCUGGAGGAGAUCAACCAGUCCAUACGGGUCAUCAAAGUGAGUCCCUCGUAUAAAUGGUGAUGUCAUCAAAAUGCACCACCUUUUGUCUUUUGUGGUGUUUCGUUGAGUGAGAGUAAGCUGGGUUGUAUUCAUUAGGGCAAACCGUAGUGAAACAACAAUAGUUAAUUGUAUAGUUGAUUGGCAUACCGCCUCUUGAUCAGGGCUCUUUUAUUCCUGCUAAAUAAAUAUCUAUCUUGAUGGGACAUAUGGAUGAAUAAAGUUAUAUGAUGUAUAAAUCAAAUAGAAUACAUUUUCAUAGUGUCAAUACCCCCAUAGUGUCCCCAACACUUACACUAGGCCUUACAGUUGACUACCAUAGAAAGCAUUUUUGCUCCCAUGUUUGUAAUGGCUCUGAUCCAUCUCUUAGGCCUAGGCAGACUAGCCGGCGUGGCCAGUGCAAACAUUUACCUGAGUGCCCGCACCUUGUUUUAAGACUACAGUCCUUAACUAGUACCUCCUGGAAACUCCCUUUGUGGACCAAAGAGGUUAAGAUAGUAGAAUUUCUGUCAGCUUUAAAGGGGCAAUCCAGUAUUAAAUAACAGCAAAACGACUUGUUUAGGUAAACAGCUGACAAAUGGGACUGGAGAAAACGUUGUCAGUCUCAAAUUCAUAGACAGGCGCUAGCCAAGGUCGAGGGGUCAAUUCCUGCAGGGAUCACAUAGACACAGCCAACUGAGACUUGGCUAAAUAGUAGUUAAUAGCAGUAAACUGUUUUCUCUGUAGCAGUACUGACUACUCACUAAAACUCGCUUAGUUCACUGCUACGCUGGUUGACCAGUCUCCUGGUCAGAUAUUGACUGUAAAUAGAGCACAGUGCAACUGCAGUCCACUUGAGCCGUGUUUAAAAAUGCGAUGAGGUUACAGAGGGAGGGUAUAUCUUGGUGGGUUACUUACUGACUAGAGGGAGGGAGGGGGGAGAGGGAUGAGAGGGGGGGAGUGAGUGGGAUGAUAAACAAUUCUGUUCAUAGGUUUUGAUUUUCAAUCAUGUUUUUAUAUUAUACACUUUUCCUGUGUAGUCAUGAACACGUGACAUGGAAAGGAAGCAUAACAAAACACAAACUGUUUCCUCCAACUCAAGCAGGUAGAUAUUUGCCUGUGGGCUGAGAGGGAUAAGGCAGCCAGACCUGUUAGGCCAGUUGUGCUGUUGGCAAACAUGUACAUCAGUUGUGUGUCGACAGCUUUAGAGUAACUUUACAUCACUCAAACGUGUACCUCAGCCGUGUGUGUUUUCACACACAACCUCUCUCCUGCAUCUCCCCAUCUUUAUAGCAGUGCUCAGAGGGAGAUGUAGGAGAGCGAUGGAUUUAUCUGUAUCUCCAGAAUAUGUCUGUAUACAGUGCAUUCGGAAGGUAUUCAGACCAGUUGACUUUUUUCCACAUUUUGUUACGUUACAGCUUUAUUCUAAAAUGGAUUAAAUACAUUUUUUUCUUCAGUGAAAAGUGAAAACCGUUUUUUAGAAAUGUUUGCAAAUGUAUAUAAGAAAAAAACAGAGACCUUAUUUACAUAAGUAUUCAGACCCUUUGCUAUGAGACUAAAAUUAGCUCAGAUGCAUCUUGUUUCCAUUGAUCAUCCUUGAGAUGUUUCUACAACUUGAUUGGAGUCCAGCUGUGGUAAUGUAUUUGUCUGUAUCUCUAGAAUAUGUCUGUACAUGUCACUCUGUCCUCUCCCAUCUCUAUGACUCUCAAUAGAACAAUGUCUCAAUAUCUGUGUACUAUGUAUGUCUGUCUAUAACCUGUCUUUAUAGAGCAGCGCCCAGAGGGAGUUGGAGGACAGUUGGCAGGUGUAUGCAGAGCUGCAAAGUCUAGUGGAGCAGAGCCAGGCUGAGCUGGUGGAGCUGAUCGGUACGAGACAGCGUGAGGCGGAGAGGCAUGCCCAGGAGCUGGUCCGAGGUCUGGAGGACGAACUGAGCCAGCUCCGGAAGAGGAGCGGAGAGCUGGACGCCCUGGCACAGAACCAGGAUAAAGUAAUCUUCCUCAAGGUAGGCUAGGACAUGACGAGGGGAUACACAGGCCCACACACACAGAAACACACAGACACACGCAUAACACACACACACACACACACCAUACACAGUUAAACCCCUCCUCGUCCUCCCCUGCAGAGCUUGCCCACACUGGCGCCCCUCCCAGAGCCCAUUAAUUGGUCAGGUGUGAGUGUGAACACAGACCUCUACCUAGGAACUAUCCAAUCAUCCGUCAGCACCCUCGUCGACAGGUUCCAGGAAGAACUCAAGAGUCUGUACGGAAAAGGUGGGCAAAAUCAACCAUUAUUAUAUACAGUCUUGGUCAAAAGUUUUGAGAAUUGUUGGUCUUCACAAAGUUUGCUGCUUCAGUGUUUUUAGGUAUUUUUGUCAGAAUAAUUACAAGCAUUCCAUAAGUGUCAAAGGCUUUUAUUGACAAUUACAUUAAGUUUAUGCAAAGAGUCAAUAUUUGCAGUGUUGACCCUUCUUUUUCAAGACCUCUGCAAUCCGCCCUGGCAUGCUGUCAAUUAACUUAUGGGCCACAUCCUGACUGAUGGCAGCCCGUUUUUACAUAAUCAAUGCUUGGAGUUUUUCAGAAUAUGUGAGUUUUUGUUUGUCCACCCGCCUCUUGAAGAUUGACCACAAGUUCUCAGUGGGAUUAAGGUCUGGGGAGUUUCCUGGCCAUGGACCCAAAAUGUUGAUGUUUUGUUCCCCGAGCCACUUAGUUAUCACUUUUGCCUUAUGGCAAGGUGCUCCAUCAUGCUGAAAAAGGCAUUGUUCGUCACCAAACUGUUCUUGGAUGGUUGGGAGAAAUUGCUCUCGGAGGAUGUGUUGGUACCAUUCUUUAUUCUUGGCUGUGUUCUUAGGCAAAAUUGUGAGUGAGCCCACCCCCUUGGCUGAGAAGCAACCCCACACAUGAAUAGUCUCAGGAUGCUUUACUGUUGGCAUGACACAGGACUGAUGGUAGCGCUCACCUUUUCUUCUCUGGACAAGCUUUUUUCCGGAUGCCCCAAACAAUCGGAAAGGGGAUUCAUCAGAGAAAAUGACUUUACCCCAGUCCUCAGCAGUCCAAUCCCUGUACCUUUUGCAGAAUAUCAGUCUGUCCCUGAUGUUUUUCCUGGAGAGAAGUGGCUUCCUCGCUGCCCUUCUUGACACCAGGCCAUCCUCCAAAAGUCUUCGCCUCACUGUGUGUGCAGAUGCACUCACACCUGCCUGCUGCCAUUCCUGAGCAAGCUCUGCAAUGGUGGUGCCCCGAUCCCGCAGCUGAAUCAACUUUAGGAGACGAUCCUGGCGCUUGCUGGACUUUCUUGUGCGCCCUGAAGCCUUCUUCACAACAAUUGAACCUCUCUCCUUGACGUUCUUGAUGAUCCGAUAAAUGGUUGAUUUAGGUGUGGUCCUCUGUAGCUCAGCUGGUAGAGCACGGCGCUUGUAACGCCAAGGUAGUGGGUUCGAUCCCCGGGACCACCCAAACACAAAAAAAAUGUAUGCACGCAUGACUAUAAGUCGCUUUGGAUAAAAGCGUCUGCUAAAUGGCAUAUUAUUAUUAUUAUAGGUGCAAUCUUACUAGCAGCAAUAUCCUUUUCUGUGAAGCCCUUUUUGUGCAAAGCAAUGAUGACGGCACGUGUUUCCUUGCAGGUAACCAUGGUUAACAGAGGAAGAACAAUGAUUUCAAGCAACACCCUCCUUUUAAAGCUUCCAGUCUGUUAUUCUAACUCAAUCAGCAUGACAGAGUGAUCUCCAGCCUUGUCCUCGUCAACACUCUCACCUGUGUUAACGAGAGAAUCACUGACAUGAUGUCAGCUGGUCCUUUUGUGGCAGGGCUGAAAUGCAGUGGAAAUGUUUUUUUGGGAUUAAGUUCAUUUUCAUGGAAAAGAGGGACUUUGCAAUGAAUUGUAAUUCAUCUGAUCACUCUUCAUAACAUUCUGGAGUAUAUGCAAAUUGCCAUCAUAAAAACUGAGGCAGCAGACUUUGUGAAAGUUAAUAUGUGUGUCAUACUCAAAACUUUUGACCACGACUGUAGAUCAAAUCAUACCUUGUUUGCCAGGGUAAGAUAGUGGUGCAAUACCUACAGCAGGGGUAGGCAACCCUGUUCCUGGAGGGCCACAGGUACUGCAGGAUUUUGUUGCAACUAGGCACAACACCUGACCAACUGAACUAAUUGAUCAGUCCAGUGAUUGCCUAAAUUCAACACACCUGGUCUUCCACGUCGGUUAAAUCAAAAACAUGAAGUUCUAGUGCCAGGGUUGCCUUACCCCUGAUAUACAGUAUAAGGCUUUUGUCAAAAGCGGAGCAAUAUGUGUAAAACUGUAAAAUUCGAGAGACAACCAUUGUCACGUGCUUCCUGUGUGACCUCACUUCCUGUUUCCAAAUCCCAUUUCUCUCCAGGUAGAAGUUGCAGUGGGGAAAAAAAGUAUUUAGUCAGCCACCAAUUGUGCAAGUUCUCCCACUUAAAAAUAUGAGAGAGGCCUGUAAUUUUCAUCAUAGGUACACGUCAACUAUGACAGACAAAUUGAGAAAAUAUAAGUAUUUAAGUAAAUAAGUAUUUGGACACCUACAAACAAGCAAGAUUUCUGGCUCUCACAGACCUGUAACUCCUUCUUUAAGAGGCUCCUCUGUCCUCCACUCGUUACCUGUAUUAAUGGCACCUGUUUGAACUUGUUAUCAGUAUAAAAGACACCUGUCCACAACCUCAAACAGUCACACUCCAAACUCCACUAUGGCCAAGACCAAAGAGCUGUCAAAGGACACCAGAAACAAAAUUGUAGACCUGCACCAGGCUGGGCAGACUGAAUCUGCAAUAGGUAAGCAGCUUGGUUUGAAGAAAUCAACUGUGGGAGCAAUUAUUAGGAAAUGGAAGACAUACAAGACCACUGAUGAUCUCCCUCGAUCUGGGGCUCCACGCAAGAUCUCACCCUGUGGGGUCAAAAUGAUCACAAGAACGGUGAGCAAAAAUCCCAGAACCACACGGGGGGACCUAGUGAAUGACCUGCAAAGAGCUGGGACCAAAGUAACAAAGCCUACCAUCAGUAACACACUACGCCGCCAGGGACUCAAAUCCUGCAGUUCCAGACGUGUCCCCCUGCUUAAGCCAGUACAUGUCCAGGCCCGUCUGAAGUUUGCUAGAGUGCAUUUGGAUGAUCCAGAAGAGGAUUGGGAGAAUGUCAUAUGGUCAGAUGAAACCAAAAUAUAACUUUUUGGUCAAAACUCAACUCGUCGUGUUUGGAGGACAAAGAAUGCUGAGUUGCAUCCAAAGAACACCAUACCUAGUGUGAAGCAUGGGGGUGGAAACAUCAUGCUUUGGGGCUGUUUUUCUGCAAAGGGACCAGGACGACUGAUCCGUGUAAAGGAAAGAAUGAAUGGGGCCAUGUAUUGUGAGACUUUGAGUGAAAACCUCCUUCCAUCAGCAAGGGCAUUGAAGAUGAAACGUGGCUGGGUCUUUCAGCAUGACAAUGAUCCCAAACACACCGCCCGGGCAACGAAGGAGUGGCUUCGUAAGAAGCAUUUCAAGGUCCUGGAGUGGCCUAGCCAGUCUCCAGAUCUCAACCCCAUAGAAAAUCUUUGGAGGGAGUUGAAAGUCCGUGUUGCCCAGCGACAGCCCCAAAACAACAUUGCUCCGAGAGGAGAUCUGCAUGGAGGAAUGGGCCAAAAUACCAGCAACAGUGUGUGAAAACCUUGUGAAGACUUACAGAAAACGUUUGACCUGUGUCAUUGCCAACAAAGUAUUGAGAAACUUUUGUUAUUGACCAAAUACUUAUUUUCCACCAUAAUUUGCAAAUAAAUUCAUUAAAAAUCCUACAAUGUGAUUUUCUGGAAAAGAAAUUCUAAUUUUGUCUGUCAUAGUUGACGUGUACCUAUGAUGAAAAUUACAGGCCUCUCUCAUCUUUUUAAGUGGGAGAACUUGCACAAUUGGUGGCUGACUAAAUACUUUUUUCCCCCACUGUACCUGUAGGCACCAAUCUAGGAUCAGCAUAGUUUCCCUCAAUUCUUAUCUCAACUGCAGGGAAGAAAAAACACCAAACUGACCUUACAUCAGUGUUUAUCACGGCUCAUAAUAAUGGCCAGAAAGGAGCAAAUGGAAUGGCAUCAAUGGAAUGGCAUGGGUUUGAUGCAUUUGAUACUAUUCCACUCCAGCCGUUAGCAUUAGCCACUAACCUCCUGUGGUGUCUAUGUAGCUAUCUAGAUGUAGGUCAUUGGACUGGCUCCUCUAUAUAGAGAGUGAAUCAUCAGAUGGGAUACAUAGUGAAGUACAGUAGAUGCCAAAGGUCAGCCAUCUGUUAGUAAUGAGAUGGCAACAACAGGCGACUGACUGACAGCGCCACAUGAAGGUGGGAUCAGCACUGUCUGUUUACCUCCACUGUCGACUUUGACUCUGACUCCCUCUCCUCUCUCUCUCUCUCUCUCUCUCUCUCUCUCUAUGACUGUCUCUCUCUCUGACUCUCUCUCUGUCUCUGUCUCUCUCUGUAUCGCUCUCUCUCUCGCUCUCUUUCUCUCACUCUCUCUCUCUCUCAUGCUCUGUCUCGCUCGCGCUCUCUCUCUGUCUCGCUCGCGCUCUCUCUCUGUCUCGCUCGCGCUCUCUCUCUGUCUCGCUCGUGCUCUCUCUCUGUCUCGCUCGUGCUCUCUCUCUGUCUCGCUCGCGCUCUCUCUCUGUCUUGCUCGCGCUUUCUCUCUCUGUCUCGCUCGCUCUCUUUCUCUCUGUCUCGCUCGCGCUCUUUCUCUCUGUCUCGCUCGCGCUCUUUCUCUCUGUAUCGCUUGCUCUCUUUCUUGCGCUCUCUCUCGUUCGCACUGUCUCGCGCUCUCUCUCUAUCUCGCUCUCUUGCUCUGUAGCUCGCUUGCUCUCUCAAUUCAAUUUAAAAGGCUUUAUUGGCUUGGUAAACAUAUGUUCACAUUUCCAAAGCAAGUGAAAUAGAUAAUAAACAAAAGUUAAAUAAACAAUACAAAAAUGUACAGUAAACAUUACACUCAGUGUUGUAACAAUGAGCAAUAGUUAAAGUACAAAAGGGAAAAUAAAUAAACAUAAAUAUGGAUUGUAUUAACAAUGGUGUUUGUUCUUCACUGGUUGCCCUUUUCUUGUGGCAACAGGUCACAAAUCUUGCUGCUGUGAUGGCACACUGUGGUAUUUCACCUAAUAGAUUUGGGUGUUUAUCAAAAUUGGAUUUGUUUUCGAAUUCUUUGUGGGUCUGUGCAAUCUGAGGGAAAUAUGUGUUUCUAAUAUGGUCAUUCAUUUGGCAGGAGGUUAGGAAUUGCGCUCUCUCGCAUUCUCUCUCUCUCUCUGUCUCGCUCGCUGUGUGGGCAGUGUGCACAUAGCCUGUCUUCUCUUUAGAGCCAGGUCUGCCUCCCACUGUCAAUAGCUAGGCUAUGCUCACUGAGUCUGUACAUAGCUUUCCUUCAUUUUGGGACAGUCACAGUGGUCAGGUAUUCUGCCACUGUGUACUCUCUGUUUAGGUCCAAAUAGCAUUCCAGUUUAUUCUGUUUUUUUGGUUAAUUCUUUCCAAUGUGUCAAGUAAUUAUAUGUUUUAUUCUGUCUCUCUGACUCUGACAGUGUGUCUCUCUUUCUCUCCAUUGCAGAGCUCAGGAAGCUGCAGAACUAUGCAAGUGAGUACAGUUCGUUUUUUUUUAGAUAGGUGCGAAUUUGAAUUUCAAGUGUGAUGAUUUGGGUACACAUGCUCCUCUUUGAAACUACUUUGUGUUAACGUUUAUGACAGAAUGAUGUUGUCUUCUAAAGUUUCAGUCGAUAAUAGAGGAAAAUAGUAAGGCAGAGGCUUUGUUGAUCCUCAGUAAUUCUGUUCUGUCUAUACUUCACCAUAUGGUGUCAGUACUGGGUCAUGAUUACACUUAGGAAGGAUACAAACCUACAGUAGCAGUGGAGGUUGGUGUCACCUUAAUUGGGGAGGACGGGAACGUAGUAAUGGCUGGAGAGGAAUAAGUAGAAAGGUAUCAACAACAUCAAACACAUGGUUUCAAUGUGUUUGAUGCCAUUCCAUUCGCUCCGUUCCAGCCAUUAUUAUGAGCUGUCUCCCCUCAGCAGCCUCCACUGGUUGUUCACUCCAGGGAAAUGUCCACUCCUCAAUUCUAUUUGGUCAGUUACAUACAUUGUUUUAAAUGGAACUUGGACUGGUCACAAUAUAACCCACCCUCUUUUAAAUAGAACUUACACUGUUCUCAUAAGAAUCAACGCUGUUCUCAAUAGAACCAUCACUGUUCUCAACACUGCUCUCUCUCUCUCCUCCAGGUGAGGUGUACCUGGACCCGGGUACGGCCCAGAGGAACCUGGUCCUGUCAGAGGAUGGUCGCCAGGUGAUGUACGAGGAACAGAAGCACAACCAGUCGGAAGGCACUCGUCGCUUCAGCCCCGCCCUCUUCGUGAUCGCUCGCGAGGGCCAUGUCCUCUGGACGCCAUUACUGGGAGGUCGAGGUGGGCCACAAGACUGCCUGGACUGUGGGCGUGAUGCGGGCGUUGGCACGCCGGAAGGGAGAGAUAAAGCUGAGCCCUGA